CCAUGUCGCUAUCUUCCAUUCGUCUCCACGUCCAGAAACGCACCAAUCUCAUGAGCCAUUUUCUCCUCCCUGAGUUGACCGUUCCAGUUAGUUUAACACCUUAACUUCCAUUAGCUGAUAGUAAUAUACUAGUAGUACUCACUCCGUCGCAAAAAAAAAAAAAAGACAAACCCUAAUUUCCGUGUCCAACGUUUGACUGUCCGUCUUAUUAAAAAAAUUAUAAAAAAAAUUAAAAAGAUAAGUCACGCAUAAAAUAUUAAUCAUGUUUUAUCAUCUAACAACAAUGAAAGUACUAAUUAUAAAAAAAUUAUAUAAGAUAGACAGUGAAACGUUGGCAUGAAAAUUUAGGGCUUGUCUUUUUUUUUUUUUUUGGACGGAGGGAGUACGUAGUAGUAGCUUCUAUCAUCAACGACAAAUCUCCCGUUGUCUUGUCUUCUCUUCGCACCCUAAGAUUUCCACGUCGUCGAUGCCUUUUCGUUGUUCGCGUCGGGUUCACCAGCUAGGUGGUUCGCCAUGAAGUACAGGAAGGGGGUCGCCGGCGAGUCCAACGAUGACGACGGCUCGACGAAACGAGGUCGUGACGCUACACCGAGCAUCCAGGUGGAGAUCGCUGAGUACCAUGGAGGCGGCGGCGGCGGAGGAGGUCUUGGCAACGGGGGCGGUGGCUCGGCGUCGUUCUUCGAGCCGUGGCGGGAGGCCACGCCGGGAAGCGGGAGCGGACACGGGAGCUCGGGCAGGGGCGGCGGCGGGCGCGAGCCGCCGGAGAAGCGGCUCACGCUGUUCUCCCUCCGCCUCGCCGUGCUCGAGAAGGCGGCGAGCGGGCUCGGGAUGCUCGACUUCAUGUGGGCGACGGUGGUGCUCCUCGGCGGCUUCGCCAGCGCGCUCAAAAUCACCGACUUCUGGUGCGUCACCGUCAUCCUCGUCGGCGAGGGCGCGCGCGUCUUCGGCCGCAGCCACGAGCUGGAGUGGCAGCACCACUCCACGCUCACCUCCACCGCCGGCAGCGCGCUGCGCUCCAGCUCACGGCUCUUCCGCCGCCUCGUGCACGCGCUCGACGACCCGGCCGCCGCCACCGUCACCGGCGGCGCUCGCGGCCAGGACGCGCGCGACAGGGCGGCGCAGUUCCAGCGACAGAUCGUCGCCUUCAUGAAGCAGCGCGCCUGGCACGCACCCGACGUGUCGCUGCUCCCUUACACCGGCUGGGUCUUCGUCUCCAAGAAGAUCGGGAGGCUCCUCAACUGGCUGCAGGUGCUCUCCGCCUUCACCUGCGUCGCGCUCUCCGUGAUGCGGCUAUGGCGGCAUGAUUUCGGCGACGAGCCCAACAAGCGGCCGGCGCUGCUGCUCUUCUACACGUUGGCGUUGAUCGAGGCGCUCCUCUUCCUGCUCGAGAAGGCGUACUGGACAUGGAAGAUCUCCGUGCGGAAGCUGCUCGAGCAGGUGAGCCGCGAGUGCGAGCUCGGUGCGUAUGGCCACGUCUCGCUCACGCGCUUCUUCUACGACGCCUACUCGCGCUGCAUCAACGGGAGCAUCUUCGACGGCAUCAAGAUGGACCUCGUCACCUUCGCCGAGGAGCUCAUCCUGUCCGAGUUCCUAGACGAGCAGCUCAUCGGCGUGCGCAUCCUGCAGCAGUUCGCCGACGCCAAGGGCUCCGCGCGCGACACGCUGCGCAAGGUCGGCACGAGCGCGCGCUCCAUCGAGCGGCUCGUCGAGAUGCUCAACUGGAAGCGGCCCGAGGAGGAGGAGGUGCGCUGGUGCGCGGCCCAGGUGGUGUCCAAGCUCGCCGGCAAGCGCCAGAACGCGCUCCGCGUGUCGGGCAUCCCCGGCGCCAUCGAGUCCGUCAUGUCCCUGCUCUACGCCGGCUGGAGCGCGCCCGUGUCGGCGACGCCGCACGACGUCUCGCCGGCGGCGCGGAGGAGCUACGACCACCCGCAGUUCAACCUUCUCGGCCUGCUCAUCCUCAAGAGGCUCGCCAGGGACCACGACAACUGCGGCAAGAUCGGCAACACGCGUGGCCUCCUCGCCAAGAUCAUCGAGUUCACGCACGCGUCGCCGGCUCUGCUCCGCAACACGCUGGCGCCGGAGUCGCAGGUGCGCGCCGUGAAGCUCGCGCUGAAGGUCGUCAAGAUUCUGGUGUCCACGACGGGCAGCACCGGCAAGAUGCUCCGGCGGGGGGUCGCCGAGAACGUGUUCACGGUGAGCAGCCUGCGCGUCGUCCUGCAGCACGGGCAGCAGCACAGGGCUCUGCAGAAGCUGGCCACGGACAUCCUGUCGGGCCUGGCCAUGGACGACAAGGGCAAGCAGGUGAUCGUGGGCACCGGCGGGGUGGUCAAGCAGCUCCUAUCGAUAUUCGUGGAUGCCGAGACAGAGCUCGGCGGCGAGGCCGGCGAGGCGCUGGCGAUGCUGGCGCUGGAGAGCGAGGCGAGCUGCGCGGCGAUCCUCAAACGGGACGACGUGCUCGACCACCUCGUGUCGGCGCUCGAGGGCGACGGCGGGGCGCGUCGUCUGAACGCGGCGAGGGUGCUGCGCAACCUGUGCGCGUACGCCGGCGAGAAGCAUCGACCGCGCCUCUCCGCGGUGAUCAAAGCGAUGCCUGUGGUACUGAAGGCCACCAUGACCGGCAGCGACAAGAUCCUCGAGGUGUCCGUCGGCCUGACGACGCAGAUCUGCAAGUUCAUCGACGGCGAUCGGUUCGCCGACGAGCUGCGCGGCGCCGGCAUCGACGAGAGAGCCUACGUGGAGCGGCUGGCGAGCAUCCUGCGGGAGCACAGGUACCCGGUGAUCAGGGUGCCACGGAUGCGGCGGUUCAUCGUGCAGCAGGUCAUCUGGCUCAUGACCUCGUCCUCCUCCGCCGAUGGCGGCGGCGGCGGCGGCGGCGGCGCGAACUACGUAUCGCUUCUCCGGGAGGCCGGGAUGGAGCGGCUGCUGGAGUCCAUCGCCGACACCACGUCGGAGCUGGAGUGCUACCACGUGUUCUCCGGCAGCGUGGGCAUCAGCAAGCACCGGGAGAGCUUCUCGGCUGCCGUCGACGCCGCGCUGGAGCUGCUCGGCGGCGAUGGCCGGAGCUCGAGCUGAGUGAUGAGAAAUUGCCCGGGAUCUGCUGUCUUUAUUCCUGCACUAACACAGAUCCUUUUUCUUCUUGUUUAUUUUUUUUAAAAAAAUAUUUUUCUUAGUAAAAGAUAGCUUAUCCUAAACGUGAUGCCUCUCGUAGGUGAUUCAGUUCAUAAUUUUGUACAGAACGAACCAAUGAACGACAGCAGCUGAGCAGCAAGUACACUGGUCUGACCUUUCACUUUUGUAGGAGUAUGAACUUAUACAAUGUACUACCUCAAUUUGUUACAGUUGUAACUAUUAUACAAGAUAUAAACACCAUCUGAUAGUAAGAUUCAUUGAGAUACAUUGGUUAAA
Molecule: messenger RNA, 3405 nt
Organism: Oryza sativa Japonica Group (Japanese rice)
Lineage: Eukaryota; Viridiplantae; Streptophyta; Magnoliopsida; Poales; Poaceae
Source: RefSeq, a predicted model, not a curated record